AGCGAGAGGCAGAGGCGGCGGCGGCGGGGAGAGCACGGCCAAGGCUGCCCAGCGGUGCCUCCUCCACACCCCCCGCCGCAGCAGCACCGACGACAGAUUUUUAAAAAAAUGGAUUUGGCCAACCAUGGACUUAUUCUUCUGCAACAGUUAAACGCUCAGCGAGAGUUUGGUUUCCUGUGUGACUGCACGGUUGCCAUCGGCGAUGUGUACUUCAAGGCACACAAAUCAGUUCUUGCUUCAUUCUCCAAUUACUUUAAGAUGUUGUUUGUCCAUCAGACCAGUGAGUGUGUCCGUUUGAAACCAACCGACAUCCAGCCGGAUAUCUUCAGCUAUCUCUUACAUCUGAUGUACACCGGCAAGAUGGCACCCCAGCUCAUCGAUCCCGUUCGAUUGGAACAGGGGAUCAAGUUUCUGCACGCCUACCCGCUGAUCCAGGAAGCCAGCCUGGCCAGCCAGGGUGCCUUUUCUCACCCCGACCAAGUUUUCCCGCUCGCUUCUUCCCUGUACGGCAUUCAGAUCGCAGACCACCAGUUGCGACAAGCCACCAAGAUUGCCUCUGCCCCCGAGAAGCUGGGGCGGGAAGCGCGGCCGCAGCCGUCCCGGGUGAGCCAGGAGCAGGCGCCGGAGGCCUCCCAGCUGUCCCAGCUGCCUCCCAACCUGGCCCCGGUGACUCGGACGCACCUGACUCCCUCGGACCCGCUGCAGACCUCGCUGUCCCCGGAACUCGUUUCCACGCCCGUGCCUCCCCCGCCUCCCGGGGAGGAGACCAACCUGGAGGCCUCGUCCUCGGACGAACAGCCGGCGGCCCUCACCAUCGCCCACGUGAAGCCGAGCAUCAUGAAGAGGAACGGGAGCUUCCCCAAGUACUACGCCUGCCACCUGUGCGGCCGGCGCUUCACGCUGCGCAGCAGCCUGCGGGAGCACCUCCAGAUCCACACGGGCGUCCCGUUCACGUCCGGCCAGCCCGGCGACAGCCGGGGGCCCCUGUCUCUCUGCAGCAACGCCCCCGACCUGGGGAAGGACGCCAUGGAGGUGCCCGAGGCCGGGAUGAUCAGCGACAGCGAGCUGCAGCACAUCUCCGACUCGCCCAUCAUCGACGGGCAGCCGCACUCGGAGACGCCGCCGCCCUCGGACAUCGCGGACAUCGACAACCUGGAGCAGGCGGACCAGGAGCGCGAGGUGAAGCGGCGCAAGUACGAGUGCACCAUCUGCGGCCGCAAGUUCAUCCAGAAGAGCCACUGGAGGGAGCACAUGUACAUACACACCGGCAAGCCCUUCAAGUGCAGCACCUGCGACAAGAGCUUCUGCAGGGCCAACCAGGCGGCGCGGCACGUGUGCCUCAACCAGAGCAUGGACACCUACACCAUGGUGGACAAGCAGACUCUGGAGCUCUGCACGUUCGAGGAGGGCAGUCAGAUGGACAACAUGCUGGUGCAGACCAACAAACCCUACAAGUGCAACCUGUGCGACAAAACCUUCUCGACUCCCAAUGAGGUGGUGAAACACUCGUGCCAGAACCAAAACUCGGACGUUUUCGCCCUGGACGAGGGACGGUCCAUUCUCCUGGGCAGCGCGGACUCGGAAGUCACGGAACCCGACCACCCAGUGUUAGCCUCCAUCAAAAAGGAGCAGGAAACAGUGUUGUUAGACUGAAUGUGACUUACCUGUUUUUUAAAAAAAAACUGUCAUUUUUACAGAGACGGUCUCC
Molecule: messenger RNA, 1708 nt
Organism: Lontra canadensis (Northern American river otter)
Lineage: Eukaryota; Metazoa; Chordata; Mammalia; Carnivora; Mustelidae
Gene: ZBTB2
Product: zinc finger and BTB domain containing 2
Exons: 3
Coding region: 109-1653 (514 amino acids)
Biological process (GO): regulation of transcription by RNA polymerase II
Cellular component (GO): nucleus
Molecular function (GO): DNA-binding transcription factor activity, RNA polymerase II-specific; protein binding; RNA polymerase II cis-regulatory region sequence-specific DNA binding
Source: RefSeq, a predicted model, not a curated record